Molecule: messenger RNA, 1476 nt
Organism: Capsicum annuum
Lineage: Eukaryota; Viridiplantae; Streptophyta; Magnoliopsida; Solanales; Solanaceae
Product: aquaporin SIP1-2
Exons: 3
Coding region: 595-1323 (242 amino acids)
Biological process (GO): transmembrane transport
Cellular component (GO): membrane
Molecular function (GO): water channel activity
Source: RefSeq, a predicted model, not a curated record
GAAAUAAAUAACCGCUCUUUCUCUCUAUUUUUCUUUUUCUUAUUAGUUUAUAUUUGACAACAACAUGAAUAUAUUAAAUGAUUUAAUAGAUAUUUGUUAAAGGGGUAAACAAACAAAUAGAAAUGCAGUUGGUAAUAAUAGAUUAACAGUAGUAGUAGUGAUAGAUUUCAAGAUAUCCCUCUAUUGUCCUCUUUAUCUUUUUGUACUACCGGAGGUGGGAGUUACUUUUGUGUACCGCUCUCCUCUGUUGGAUCAGACAGAGGGAGGAAGGCGACUAGCUCAUGCACACAGACAAGGGGCGGGGCUACGUUGUUUUUUGAAUGCUUCAACCCCGGUAAACUCGACGUGAAAUAGUUAUAAUUACAUAAAAAUUAUACAAAAAUAGGUAUAAAAGCACUCACUAAAAUUAAAAAAAAAUAAAAAUUGGCUGGGUACAAUACUAUUUAGAUUGAUGUUAAAGAUUUUCCAUUGAAAAGGGCAUCCGGGUUUGAACUCGUUGAGCCAAUUUUUCACUUUUUUCAGUUUUUUAAUUUUUUAAGUACCCACAAUUCUUAAAUUGUGGAUCUGCCACUGCAAACAGAUAUCUAUCGAGAGAUGGGUGUUAUUAAAGCAGCAAUUGGUGAUGGGGUGUUGACCUUUUUGUGGGUUUUGUGUUCAACUAAUAUUGGGGUUUCUACUUACUUGAUAACUUCUUCAUUUGGUGUUGUCAGUGAAGUGGGAUCCCUCUUCAUCACCACCCUUAUUGUUUUCCUUAUUUUCUUAGUUUUUGGUUUUCUUGGUGAUGUAUUGGGUGGUGCUGGUUUCAAUCCAACUGGAAAUGCUGCCUUUUAUGCUGCUGGUCUUGGAGAUGAUUCUCUUCUCUCUGCUGCCGUUCGUUGCCCUGCUCAGGUAGCAGGGGCAGUUGCUGGUUCACUAGCAAUAAUGGAGUUUAUGCCUAAGCAGUAUCACCACAUGCUUGAUGGGCCUGCUCUGAAGGUGGACGUACAAGCCGGAGCUAUUGCAGAGGGUGUCUUGACUUUCAUAAUCACAUUUAUGGUCUUUGUCAUUGUCCUUAGGGGUCCAAAUAGUGCAAUUCUCAAGAAUUGGUUGCUCACUAUGGUAACUCUCCCAUUGGUACUUGCUGGGUCAAAGUACACUGGACCUUCUAUGAAUCCAGCCAAUGCAUUUGGCUGGGCUUACCUGAGCAACAGGCACAACACAUGGGAACACUUCUAUGUUUACUGGAUCAGUCCCUUCAUAGGAGCAAUUUUGGCUGCAUGGAUUUUUCGUGCUCUAUUUCCGCCUCCAGUAAAGCAGAAACCUCAAAAGCAAAAACGGAACUAAAAAAAAUAAAUUCUGCUUUGAUUCAUUCUCCAGCUCCUAAUACUGUUGUUGUUGAUUGUCCACCAAACAUGGCUUUAAAAUGCUCUUACAACAUUCUUAAGUGGAAAUGUUUUAUGUACUUAGCAAAAUUCUAAAAGAUAUUUGCCCUUGUCA